AGGAAAGGGGAAAAGAGAGCGCGAUCAAGAUAGAGAGAGCGAGCCCGAGUGUGUGUUCGUGUUUGUGUGCGCGCGCGCGCGCGCGCGUCCCCGUUGGUUGGACUCGGGUUUACGCGACAGAGGAGAGGACCGGAGCACACUGACGCGAGCGACGCAACUUGAGACUAUUCGGCCAAGAUCUUCCGUCUAAGGGCAGCAGGCGCCGGAGAGUCAUCGUCGAAGGAGACUGAGACGUGCGAGUGAUGUUCACGGUGUUCAACUCUCUUGCGAAAGCUGAAUGAGGAUCGCUGCGGGAGAAGUGGAAUAAAACAACACAAAUCAGCACACCCGGAGAGACGGACGGAUAUAUUCGGUAGUGUAGGAAAAUACAGGUGACCGAUACCUAGUGAACGUCAUAGAUCGAAGGACUGACAGGUGGGGCAUGAGAAACCGAGAAAGUGGCAGAGAGAAUGAAGACAGCUGGAAAACAAGGCCUGCCUCACAAUAAAGCCUGCUCCAAUUAGGACCUCUCGCGACGAGACAAGAUGAUGACAAGAAAUCUGCUCCUAUUGGUUUCCUUCUGCCUGUGGGACGGGCUGUGGGGCGGGGCUUUGCUCGGCAAGGUUGCGCGAAUGAGAGGGGGAGGCGGCCAGCACAUGAUGAAAAUAGAGGAAAGCAGACCUUCAGACCAAUGGGAGGGAAGCCUGGACGCCAAUGCCAUGCCUGUAGUGACUCUCAGGAAUCUGAUAAAUCACGCACAGGCGGGUGACGGCGGAGCUCUCGCUCACGCCAAAGCGCUGGCCAAUCACGACACUCCAUCGGCUGCCAUCAGGGAGAGGCUGGCUGUCAAGCCCAAGCGUGAGGUCGAGUCUGUCAACAAGAAGCAGGUGACCCUGCGCGGGGAUUUAAGUCAGGAUUACAAGAAAAUGAAGAACAAUAGUAAGAAUGUUGAGACGAAGAUCGGAAAAGCAAUCCCAUCGCACCGUAAGCUUGAUUUACAUUCCAAUAAAACCCGCAUCAGAUUAAGUUCAAAAGCCAAAAGCAGACCCGAGUUGAGUGUUUACGCAACAGGAGUGCCAGGAAAGGGCGUAAGCAUCGAAUCAAACCACAAACGGAACCUCAGUGGAAGUUACGAGGUUCUGCAAGUGCUGUCAAAAGAGAACCUGGUUCGAAUAGUCAAUUCCCAAAUGCAGAAUGUUCCCAUUUUGAACUUUCCCAGCAAGGGUAGCCGGAGCCGAAAGAGAGAUUUGAUUGACGUUAACCACAGACAAUUAGAGGCGCAGAAAUCGUCGAGACAAGAGUCGUCCAGCGCUCAGUCACACGCCUUUUUUGAUAAUCAGACUGCAAUCCCGUACCUAAAUCCCAUCGGCGCUCCGGAACUUAGUCGGGACCAGAGCUCUGACACUCACGUUAAUCCGAUGGCGACUGCCGCAGGGCAAGACGUUUUGGAGCUACCGGCUUCAGACGGUGGCGACGGCAAGAAACAACGUACCCCAAUGGUAUCAACACUUCUUGAAAAAGUAAACCUCAUCUCGGACCAAACAGAAUCCCCUCUUCAAUUGACAAAACGUCUCCCGCUGCAUGCUCCCUCCGAAACAAACGGCCCCACUCCAUCUGCGCUGACAAUGCAACCCCAGGGAAUGCGACCUGGAAACAGAACAGCAGAUUCCCACAGAGACCUAUUAACAGAGUCGGCUCACGCCGCUCAAAGGGAGCCCGGCACGGCUCGCUACUCGCUAGAUGAAGACAGAAAUCUCGUCAACAGCAGCCAUGUCCUGAGGCUCCAUCCGGCUGCGGAAUGGAGCCAUUCAGCCAAAGGUGCUGGAGUGCGGGUGCACCACCCGCACAAUGACAGCGGCCUCGUGUUUGAGGAAGCGGAGUCAGAGGACGAGGCCGGCGAUCCCUCCGAAGACAAGAGGUCACGCUCUCGCAGCAGGAGAAGCUGGAUCUGGAACCAGUUCUUUGUGAUCGAAGAAUACGCUGGACCUGAACCCGUGCUCAUUGGCCGGCUCCACACCGACAUGGACAGGAAUGACGGCCGCACGAAAUACGUCUUGCGAGGCGAGGGGGCCGGUUCCGUCUUUGUGAUCGAUGAGAAGACGGGUAACAUCCACGUCACCAAGCCGCUGGACCGCGAGGAGAAGGAUGAGUACCGUCUGAUUGCCACGGCCACCGACAGGCAGACGGACCGUGCCCUCGAACCGUCUUCGCAAUUCAUAAUUCGGGUGCAGGACAUCAACGACAACCCGCCUGUCUUUGACGAAGGCCCUUACAGCGCCACGGUGCCCGAGAUGGCAAAUAUAGGCACUUCCAUAAUCCAGGUGACAGCGACGGAUGCCGAUGACCCGACUUAUGGGAACAGCGCCCGACUUGUGUACACACUGGUGCAAGGCCAGCAGUACUUCUCCGUUGAUCCCCAGACAGGUAUUCUGCGCACGGCUGUGCCCGACAUGGACAGGGAAACCCAGGACCAGUAUUUUGUGGUUCUCCAGGCCAAGGACAUGGGAGGCCAUUUGGGAGGCUUAUCCGGGACCACCACCGUCACCGUGACGCUCUCUGACGUCAACGACAACCCUCCGCGCUUCACUCAGAGCAUGUGGUCCUUCUCCGUAUCCGAGCUGGCCGUCCCGGGGGCUGAAAUCGGACGGAUCUCGGCGAGCGACGCCGACCUCGGCGACAACGCCAAGUUGGAGUACACCAUCUUGGAGGGGGAGACCGGCGACACGUUCAACAUCACAGCGGUGAACCAAGAGGCGCUCAUCAUACUAAACAAGGCCGUAGACUAUGAAAGCCGCAGUUCCUACUCUUUCUCCGUGGAGGUUCUGAAUCCCACCGUGGACCCUCGCUUCUUGCGUCGAGGAUCGAUUAAAGACCGCGCUUCCAUCCGAGUGGCGGUGCUGGAUGCAGACGAACCUCCGAGGUUCUCCAGGGCACGAUACCACAUGGACGUUUCCGAAAACUGCCCCCCAGCCUGCACCGUGGGCCGAGUCAGUGCUGUGGACCCAGAUACGGGUCUGACGAAUAACAUCAGGUUCUCCAUUGAUCCUCAGUCAGACCCAGAGGCUCUAUUUCGCAUCACCCCAGACUCGGGCCUCAUCACGACAGCCAUGGAAUUAGACCGGGAACGUGAGCACUGGCACAACAUUACUGUCAUUGCCACCCAGAGAGACAACCCCAGCCAGGUGUCUCGGGUUCUGGUUGCUAUCGAGACGUUAGACUUGAAUGACAAUGCUCCCGAGCUGGACAGGCAAUACACCACGGCCAUGUGCGAUUCAUCCACCACUGGAAAGGUGGUGCAGGUGUUGCGGGCGAUUGAUAGAGAUGAAGGAGGGAAUGACAGCACGGUGUAUUUCAGCAUCCCUCCGGAGUCCAGCACUGCCCUCAACUUCAGUGUCAGGGACAGUGGUGGUCCCACGGCAAGCUUGGUCUUGCUGUCCCAGCUGCAGCCGCUGUCCCGUUCUCCGUCAUCCAGCGUAACGUUUUAUGUGCCACUGGUUCUAAGAGACGGGACGUCGGGUCUCACCAGCACCGGCACCGUCACGGUGUCCGUCUGCCCCUGCAUGAGAGGAGGGGCAAAGACCGGGGAGAGAGAGACGGGCAAACAGGCCGAGGGCGAAUGGGAGCGCGAAAGAGAAGCCGUUUGUCUCCCCCAGCACUCCACGUUGCCCUCGCCUGGCCUCAGCACCGCUGCUCUGCUGGCCAUAUUGGCAUGUGUUGCGACGCUCCUGGCGGUGAGCGCCCUGUCAUUGUCACUGAGGCGUCAGAAGCGCGACUCGCUGUCACCGCUGGAGGACGAUGACGUCCGCGAGAACAUCAUCACGUAUGACGACGAGGGCGGCGGCGAGGCCGACACGGCCGCCUUUGAUAUCGCCGCGCUCCAGAGCGCCCCCCACAGCUCACGCUCACGCGGCUAUCGCACGCUGGACAGCAGGAACGUACGCUACACCCAACGCGGACAGGAGAAAACUCGCACCUGCAGCUGGGCUCAGAAUCCAGUUGUUGAUCACAACUACUCAGGCCCGGGAGGACCCUUUUAUGGUCGCCUCUGUUACAGCAGCCACACACUACCUGUGCUACGCCGCACACCGGGCGAAACAUUGGAACCAGGUCUGGCAGAGCUUGGAUACCGCUUUCCCGGAGGCCAACCGGACCACUCGUUGGUCAUCCAAAACCAGGGGGCCAUGGUCGGACCCAUGGAGUCGGGGGCCGUGUACGUAACCUCCACAGAUCUCAGCGCGGGAAGCCGAACGGGAAGCCACGCGGGCAGCCGCGAUGGGGCUGCGACCCAGAGUGGCGUCAGCACAUCGGAUGAAGGAACGCCACGGACUAGUGGCAGCCAGGAGAAACGACGAGGGAUGGGAACCUCCAGCAACUGUACUGAGGAGAGCAGCGAAGAAAAAGUCAACCACGGUCACGAUAUGGACUGGUACUUCACCCUACCCAAACCCUGGACUGAAACCACUCGUGCUCACCUACAUCCCAUCCAGGUGCAGUCGGAGACACUGCCAAGGGAGCAUAACCUCGUCCUGACACGAUCCGGCUCCAUGAUUGGCCAGGGUCAUGGCGUAGGAGGCUGGGUGUGCGAUUCCGCCACCCUCCCGAUGGCGGGGCGGAAGGCCUCCCGCGCCGGCCUCUCUCCAAAAGGUGCCGAGUCGGAAUGCAACGGAGGAGGCGGAAGCGGAAGCGGGGCAACCUCGACCGACGGAAAACACAAAGCUAGCAAUGUUCGCAACUACGCCGCCGGUUUGCAGGGGGAGGUACGCAGGCAGAAGGAGCCCCACGGCAGUCUGGAGAGGGGAGGACUGGAGCUGGGGAGCAACUUUGUGGUGGCGAGGCCAGAAAGAGAAGGCGGUGGCAUACCACUGACCGGUAGUCCAACUGUCUACCCGGAGUCACCCGCAUUGAUUGGAGACUGGCGUGACCGGGUGGCUUUGGGUGGCUAUGUGUUGGCGAGAAUGGAUAUGACCCCCCAGCUUUUGCCCUUCCCCGGUCAGCCUCGGGGAGCUUACGGGGGAGUGCUGGGCGUCGGCCCCGGAUGGGUUCCUGGUAUUGAAGCGGCCAGAGCAGCACCGGGGACCGGGGCUCCCCCUCUGGCGCUGAGGGUGGGCGAAUUCCUACGCCUACGUCUCGCCCAGGUCACAUUUGACCCCUCGCAACCACCGUAUGACUCGGUGCAGAUCUACGGUCUGGAGGGUACCGGGUCCCGCGCCGGAUCGCUGAGCUCACUCGAGAGCGAAGGAGAGAAGGACGCGGACAAGGAGGACUGGGGUGCCGGAUUGGAAGAGUGGGGGCCCCGCUUCCACAAGUUAGCUCAGCUCUUCCGAGACCGAGAGAAGGAGAAAGAAGAAAAGGAACAAGUUGAAGAUGGUGCCAAAGAGGAGAAAGCGAAGCCCGAUAAAAGAGGGGGGCAAAGGAAGGAGAGAGGGCUCGAUGUGAAGGGAAAGACUGAAGAAGGAUAAAAGAAGAAAAAUUGGGGUAAAGGGGCGAAAGAGGAAGGGAGGGGAGGGAAUGAUGAAAAGACUACCAGAACCAGACUAAUGUGACGAGAAGUUAAAGGGGAGAAAGAUGAAGAGGCAAAGUAAUAAAAAGAGACAGAGAGAAAUGAGCCCAGGGAGGGUGAAGAACGCGAAAGGGAAGGGGAGGCAGUGAUUGAUGUAAUUUAAAGCAAUAAGUGUUGAAGCACUGAUAUGGUCAAGCACAGAUACCGAGACAAUGCACAGGAUGCUUCUGCUGCCGGCGACAGCUGUUUGUUCAAACUUUGGACAAAGGAAAAAAAAAACAAACACAACCCAAAUACACAGUGCACGAUUGAAUCCGGCGUGUACACGUGCAGUGGCAAACCGCGGGGAAAACAGGUUGUCCUUUUAACUCUGGGUUUCGAAGGUCGUAGGAAGAAGCUUGCGAUUGUCUUUUCUGAGCGGACGUACAGUAUGUGUGUGUAUGUUAAACAAAGACAAAGCGCGAAAUGUUCAUUCUCAAAAAUAACUGCAAGAUGACUAAAGGAUGAAAAAAUAUAUAUACAGUGAUACGUUGACUUUAGAGUUCAGUUUGUUCCCCGGAACUCUUUGCUCAAAUCACUCCCAUGUCAAAUCAGCUUUCCCCAUUAAAAUGAAUGGAAAUGCCAACAAUCUGUUCCGGCAACUCAAAAACGGCCACCAAAUCUUGUAACAGGUUUUUCCUAGAGCAGGAUUUACUGACUUCUCGUAAGACUCGUAAGUUCAGGUAUCACUGUAUGCUCUUUUGCAGAUACAUUGCCGUGAAUAGAAUAUGAACUGCUUUUCUUGAAGAUUUUUGGUUAGCUUUCAGAGCCCGGCUGUUGACUAUUAGCCGUGUACUCUCACACAUCCAUGCGUCAGUAAAUACAGUUUCCGAUCAUUUCAGUGUUGUGUAUAAUAUGAACGAAAAUUAAUGCAGUUUUAGCCCUCAAAAUAAGACACUGCUUAAAACUUAACAUUCCUCCCCAUCAGCGUUUUGCGACGGGUGGUUCAAAUGUCAGACGACUUAGUCCGUGUCCGUAUGAGUUGUGAACCGUUACAUUGCAAGCAAACUUUUGUAAAGGCUGCACAUACCUCAUUCACUGCAAUGUAUCUGUUGUAUAUUUUAUUUUUCUCUGGGAUUUAUGAGAUAUGAUAUCCCAAACAGCAAAGACAUGAAAAUAAGAUUGAAUAUAUAUUUAAAUAUAAAGUGAUAAUAUAUAGACAGAGGCGGUUGAGACCACUGUCAAAAAAUAACAAUGAAAAAAUAUAUAUUAAAAAAAACAACAACUUUUUAUUCAAUUUCCAAUGGCAGAAUGGUCCAUUUUUCAGCUUGCUGCUUCAUUCCAAAUGGAAACGACGACUCAAAUAGAGAAAAAGACUCCUUUCAGUCCUCGAGGAAAACAGACAUUGUGAAGAUUUCAUGAUGCGAUCCCCACCCCAGUCCCACGCUCCCUCUCGUUGCCCAUCUUUUAGUGGUUCGGUGUUGCUAUGUUUACAAAGACGCGCGCGUAGGAACACGUGGAACUCAUUGACACACUUUGGCUUUGAUUGUACCGCAGUCAGUUCUAAAAGCAAACGCAUCGACUGUAUGGAGCAACGACGAGUCAGUGACUAAUCUCGUAAAUGUUUUCUAGAAGAACAAUUUUUUUAUGUGGAAACAAACAGCCCCAUUUGUCUCACCUGAUGCGUCUUGAGGGCACAGACUUCACGACUUUUGGGGAAAAGGGUUGAAGACAAAAACGCUUCGUCCAGAUCCCACUUGAGAAUUCAGACCGCCCAAAUGAAUUUCCUCCUCCUCCUUUCAACAACACCGUGACGACUCUUUUGCUUUUCCUGUAAAAGGUCGGGAUGCAAAUGAUUUUUCAAGCCUGAACUGCACUUUCAUACUGUGUCAUAGAUGGUGAUUUAUGUUCAAGAUUGUAGUUGUCUUUAUAAGAUGUGGAUUAAGGAAAUGCUACAAGAGUUUGACCGUGUGUCAAAACAAAUUAAAUGUAAACUAGCGCUGGAUACUCUUGCAGAGAGAGAACGAGAGAGAAUAAUAAAUGAAUUUUGUUUACCUUAAGCAGAAGCGGAACUUACUGUACAUGUCCAAAUGGAUCACUGUUUAGGACGGUCUGUAUGUACUGUAGAUUAGAAACAAAAAAAACGAAAUUGGAUUCGACGGCGGCGUGGAGUGAACAAAACGCCCGAUUGUGUUUCGUGACAACUCCGAGCCGCUCUCUGGGAUUCGUGCCCUCGGAGCGAAGUUUACUGUGCAAAAUAUUAGUCAAUGGAUGCUUCAGCACAGAGAAACCUUCUUUGAUGAAAAGGCAGUCGAGUGGAUUGAAAGUCUAUUAAAAUGCUAAAAUAAAAAUCCAGUUGAAAUAGUUUCCCCCCCCCAACUGUCGACUAACACCCUGAUAUGGAAUUAAGAAUUGGUUUCAAGGGCAUAGUUAUCAGCGUUGCAUUGCCUGAGAGGUCUGGAAAUUGUUCAUACAGACGAGCCUCUUUUCCAGGUAUCCACGUUUUCACCGCUAUAACGUUCACAUUUUAAAAUCCCGAUUUCCCGUCAUUCAUUUUGCCGAUUUUGCCGACAACAAACGCCUUUAUAACCGAAACUUCAAUAAUCACGACCGGGUUUUUUUCCCACAAAAUAGUGAAAAGGCUUUCGCGACGACAAAACGUGGGAAGCUAACUGCCGCCGCGACUUUGCUUAGGAACAAAUAUACAGCGCGAGAUUGCCCUCCGUUGCUUAGCAACCCUGCUGAUCGACUAGUUACGUCAUCGUCCUUCCGGCAGCGCACACGCUCUGAAAACAACGUCAGGUAAACGGAAGCAAGUCUCGCUGUCUUUGAAGGCUCACUUUGGAAAGGGCGUCUCCCACAAACUGAGCCGAGACUACGAAUUGGCAAAGAUUUCGACAAUCAUCCGUAAUGGCAACAAAAAUCACAGUAGACUUCGAGGCCGACAGAUUGAAAGAUGAUCAGAUCCCUAUUUAUACACAUUUAUGAUUUUCCACGAUGUAAAGGUUCAAAAAAUAUAUUUUUGGGAGAGUUUUCCUAUCAGGUUGGAAAUGUAUUAGUGCACAGAUGUUUAGCAAAAGGAAGUUUUGUUGUGCCAUUAAAAAACAAACAAACAACAACAAC
This is a messenger RNA of Hippocampus zosterae (dwarf seahorse), 8581 nucleotides long. RefSeq lists its product as uncharacterized. Gene Ontology annotation, biological process: adherens junction organization; cell-cell junction assembly; cell morphogenesis. Lineage: Eukaryota; Metazoa; Chordata; Actinopteri; Syngnathiformes; Syngnathidae. Gene Ontology annotation, molecular function: calcium ion binding; cadherin binding. The record is from RefSeq and is a predicted model, not a curated record. Gene Ontology annotation, cellular component: plasma membrane; adherens junction; catenin complex. Bases 525 to 5438 code for a protein of 1637 amino acids. The transcript has 15 exons.